Molecule: messenger RNA, 1404 nt
Organism: Malassezia restricta
Lineage: Eukaryota; Fungi; Basidiomycota; Malasseziomycetes; Malasseziales; Malasseziaceae
Product: ATP dependent DNA ligase domain protein
Exons: 1
Coding region: 1-1404 (467 amino acids)
Biological process (GO): DNA recombination; DNA repair
Molecular function (GO): ATP binding; DNA ligase (ATP) activity
Source: RefSeq, a predicted model, not a curated record
AUGCAUGUCUCCAGCGUGCUGCGAAAUGGCUCGCCACUCCUACGACCGUCGGCGGCGCAGCAGCAACUGAGACGUGUUCGUGAACUCGUUCAGCGCACAUCCCAUGUGGCUGGAUUGAAUGAAAAACGUGCUAUUCUGGCCGAGUACAAUGACUUGACCCCCCUUUUGCAGCUGGUGUAUGAAGGGCGCUUUCAUUUGACGUCACGCACGGUUCAAAAGUUUCGAGAUGCAUACCAAGGAUGCGGCGCGGGGUAUAUUCCGUCCAACGUAACAGAGCUACUGCGUUUGUUGAACAAUGGCGUACGAGGCCGUCAGGCGUGCCAACUUGUCAAUGCAUUCAUUGAGCAUCACAACAUAGAUGACGGUAUGAUCGAUACCUUGUACCGAUGCAUUGAUCGGCAUUUGCGCGUGGGCCUAUCCAAGCAUUCUAUCUACCACAUGGUGCAGCGCGAGACUACAAUGACUGCCUUUCUCGAACGUUUGCAGCAACAUGGGCACUUGCUUGAGUCGCAAAUGCCUGUGGCCCUGGCACGGACAUGGGACGAGCCAGCAUCUUGUCCGCCGACAAAGACGAGCUGGUACGCAAGUCGCAAACUUGAUGGUAUCCGGUGCCUGUUUAUGGUAAUAUACAACAAGGUUCAUGCUGUGUAUGCCAUAUCUCGCACAGGUCGGCGAUUCCAUACGCUGGCAGAAUGGGAGCACCGACUCUCUCGAGAACUUGCCGCCUACCCCUCCUCGUUUGUGCUAGAUGGGGAAAUGUGUGUCAUGAAUGCAGAGGGACAUGAGAGUUUUGCGCGUGCGAUGUCCGCGAUCCAGCAGCAUGGUCCGAAGCCAGACCUGGUAUAUUUUCCUUUUGAUUUGUUGACCUUGGAUGAAUUUACAGGUGGUGGGGGUCGUCCCUACUCCGAGCGCCUCGAAUGUCUCCGCUUGGUGGCGCCGCAUCUCUCCCACGUAGGCGCUCUGCCGCAAACGCGCAUCGAUCAACCUGUCACGUUUGAGGCCCUCGUGCGCGACUCGCGCGAGUGGGAAGGGCUCAUGUUGCGUGAAGACGUGCCGUACGAAGGUCGACGUACGCCCUCCAUGCUCAAGAUUCGGCCCCGGUGCGAGGCAGAGUACACGGUCUUGGGGGUCGACAUUCGCACGAUGCGUCUGGCCUUGGAUGGGAUAUAUGCUGACCGACGAGCCUUGGCCAGUAUCACGAUUCAGCAUGGAGGUCGACGAGUGUCUGUUGGCUCAGGUUUUCGAGCGCAUGAGCGCGUACAUUACGCGAAGUAUCCAGAGGAUAUCCUGGGACACACCGUGACCGUGUCGUACAUGGCCGAGGCUCCGACACUCAAGGCCCAAGACACCAGUCUUCGGUUCCCCGUGGUGAAACAUGUGUAUCGCGAUGGACGCACCAUCUAG